Molecule: messenger RNA, 432 nt
Organism: Ceutorhynchus assimilis (cabbage seed weevil)
Lineage: Eukaryota; Metazoa; Arthropoda; Insecta; Coleoptera; Curculionidae
Source: the annotation of a GenBank genome assembly
AUGCAAAGUCUUGAUUUUUUUGGGACACAAAAAUUGGAAAAAGCCAUAGUUAAUAGGAAAAUAGACGAAGAAAAAGAAAAAAUAAGCUGUCUUAAAAUUCGAGAAAUCAAAUUGCUAAAGAAAGAACCUCUGAAACUAUAUUGUCGUAAUGACUUUCAAUCGCCAUAUUCUGUUAUAAACUUAGAACGUAAACCUGCUAGAGGACCACAACAAAAUGAAAUUUCUUUUAGAGGUUUCCUUCAGCCAAUGUGGGAAAAGGGAAAAGAUAUUGCAGCCCCAAAGUUGAAGGACCUAAAGUCCCUAUUACAUCUUAUUCCAGCUGAUGCGAAGGAUUUUUAUCGCAAUCUCUCUGGUAGUCGCGACGUGGAGGAUGAUGUGGAUGGAUUUUGUAUUCCGCCUGAUUUUGAGCCAGAUAAUGUUGAGGAGGUGUAG